Messenger RNA from Melampsora larici-populina 98AG31, 2175 nucleotides. RefSeq lists its product as uncharacterized. Lineage: Eukaryota; Fungi; Basidiomycota; Pucciniomycetes; Pucciniales; Melampsoraceae. The coding region runs from base 1 to 2175 and encodes 724 amino acids. The record is from RefSeq and is a predicted model, not a curated record. The transcript is spliced from 3 exons.
AUGGAUCUGUUCAACAAGAAGUUAUGCCAGAAUAUCGUCUUAAUGCUCAAAUGGCCUAUAUUAUUGACAGCUAUGGGCGUCCAGGAUUUAUCCAAGAUCAUAGGUCACCCUGUCCCAACCAUGGGAAACUCUUACUUCGCGGAACCUUUCGAUCCGGCACUUCAUCAGCAGGAAGUAUCUUCACUCGCAAGAGAAUAUACAUCUAGCAUACUCUUCGACGUGCCAGAACCGUCGAUUGCGUCGGAUGUUGGCAUUCCCACUUGGUCUACUGGUCAUGAUACUGCGAUUGACGAUUUUUACACCAGCAUAUAUGGGAAGAGUUCUCUUCCAAGUCUUCACUAUUCUGGAGAAAUGAGUUCAGGUGUCUUCAACGCGCGCGAUGGAGCGGUCAAUAGUUGGAGCGGAGCCGAGAGUCAGGAAGGUCAUCCAACACAUCAAGAGGUAGGAGAAGACACCCAGUCCCACUUAUCGCGUCCAGCUUCGCAGGUAGCAACUCCUCGGCGUGACGCGAAUCUCUUGAAUGUUCCCUCAUCGGACACCCAUGCGAAUAUCCUCGGAGAAGACUCAUGGGAUCAAGACCAACUCGCGGGAAAAAGGUACUACCCAGAAGGACUUCAUGCUAUACACCAGCCUCCAGGGAUCGCGGAUGACUCGCUGGCCCGGCUCGACCUGCUAAGGGAAUCAUCUCCAAAAAGUCCAGAGGUGAGAGCCCCGAAGCCGCAUCACGAGUGGAAAUCAGUAAAAAGUCCAAGUGUUGCUGAACCUCCGCCAGGAACCUUAGAGAUGUUUGGAAAAGUAUCUCCAUCGGAAGCAUAUCCCCAAUCUCUCCAAGGUCACUCAUUCGACAAAUUACCUAACUUAGCUCGAAUACCAGCUUCUAGGGGAUAUGAUCACUCUGCUUUAUUAAGUAGUUCCAUGUAUCUGUUCUCAACUGAACAUCGUAUUGCGUUCUAUCCAGAAAGCUACCCAGGUCAUAGCCUCGGGGGAGAUCAAAAUUUCGAGUCCUUUAUGGACUCUCGAAUCUUUCACAGCGAACCACAAUUCACCACACAUGAUGCUUCAAUCGCACCUCCUGCCUUUCCAGUCAUUUCACCCGUCUCAAACCAAAGAAACCCACUUGAAACUCUUGGAGACUCUUUCAAUCAUUUUACUGAUGGCCUGCUUCGCCUCACAAAGCCCAUAUCAACAAGUUUAGAGGAAAACCAAGGCACACUCUCAGAGUGGUCUUCAAGAUUUGGCUUACAGGAUACUCCAAGUAUAUCCAGCCCACCCCUUCAUAGUUCAUCACUAUAUAGUCCGACUCCUGCGCACGAAGUAUUCCUAAAUCAGGGACCAGUGUCAUAUUGGGGUCUCGCACAGAGAAACAGAGGGUGGUAUAUUGUCAAUCAACCUGGCUCAAAUGAGAUACACCACGCAGAUGUCCUACCGAUAUUGGAAGGAGCAUCGAUGGGAUCCCAUAAAUACAGUGGCAAGCUCCUGGUGCCUCUGUCCAAGCAGGGCGGUGGCUCGUCAGAAGAAUCAUCACGUGGGUUUUUUAACAGUGAAGGACAAAGAAGUUUUGAAGCGGUGAGUGGAAAUGAGAGAUCAGAUGACUCCCGUGGCUCAGGAUUUGUCCAUUGGAAAAACAAUGGAGUGAAAUUGGGGCGAGCUGAACCAGGUAUUAUUCUCUUUCUUUUGCGACUUUUAACAGUUACUCAGGUAUCAAUUCAUAUCUCAGCUUCCUCUUAUGUCAAAAAAAAACUGAGACAUGUUGUUCCUUCGAGUGAUCUAGAUAAACAGAACUUGUAUCAAGAAAAGCCAAGUAUGACAUUUGAGAACACAAGGUCAACCUUUCGAGAUGCGCGGGUAAGGUUUCCAAGACCAGAUCAGCGGAAGCGCCCAACUCAGACUUACCAAGUAGAUCCACAAUCUUCCAAGCGACAAGCUCAACUUGAUCCUUCAUUAUCUGAUGAGACGGUUGGAUCCAUUACUCAAGCAAAGAAAAGAUCCCCAUCGAUAGAGAUCGAAAGUCGUAGUUCAGAGUCAUCUGCUCUUUCAACUCAGCGGCGCUCAAGGUCUAAGCCCCGUGAUACUCGCGUGUUUGACUCUGGGACAAAAUCUGCGCCAAAAGUCAGACAACCGCGCAAGAAAAAGAAUAGAUCGAAGAAGUCUUUAGAUCUUGACGAAGAUCACUAA